Molecule: messenger RNA, 2698 nt
Organism: Scylla paramamosain (green mud crab)
Lineage: Eukaryota; Metazoa; Arthropoda; Malacostraca; Decapoda; Portunidae
Product: blastula protease 10-like
Exons: 18
Coding region: 49-2373 (774 amino acids)
Biological process (GO): proteolysis
Molecular function (GO): metalloendopeptidase activity; zinc ion binding
Source: RefSeq, a predicted model, not a curated record
ACCAGGGUCACAGGACAGCACUCAUCUCCGGAGUCUCAUUGGGGAAAGAUGGGUUACUGCACGCGGUGGCUGUCGAUUGUUCUCUGCUUCUCCGCUCUCGCUGCCGUGAAGAGCAAUGAGACAACGGAGCCUCCGUUGAUGCCAUUUGAUGGACAAGACCCUCCACCUGUUACCAUGUUUAAUGCACAAGACCCUACACCAGUUACUCUAUUUUAUGACGAGGAAGCUGAAGACGACGGCGAGAAUGAUGUGACUGAGGACGACGAGGGAGAUAUGGAGCUUCCACCUCGUGACUUUAUGGACACUAACCCAACGGAGGUGAAAGGUGACCCGAUCUUCGAGGGAGACAUAUUGUUGACGCAGAGCCAGUGGCGCGCGAUGAGAGAGAAGAAAGGCAUUGCCUAUGAAACUUCUUACUGGCCUGACGAUUCUGACGGGUACCCUUCUGUACCCUACAGAUUUGCUCACAGUUCACUAAAUACGAAUGUCAUAAAGAGCGGAAUGGACCACUGGAUGGAGCACACUUGCAUCAAGUUCCAGGAGACCACGAACAUCAACCAGCCUCACCUUAAGUAUAUUUACGGUGGUGGGUGCUAUUCGUACAUAGGCAUGUUGAACCAAAAUGGGCAAGACAUCUCUAUUGGAAGUGGAUGCGAUACUCUUGGCAUUGUUGCUCACGAGAUCGGGCACGCCAUGGGGUUCUUCCACGAGCAGAGUCGUCCAGACCGGGAUGAUUAUGUAGUCAUCAAUUAUGAGAAUAUUCAAGAUAAUAGAGAAUCAAACUUUAAUAAAUAUUCCACAAAUAUAAUCAACAGUCACAACAUCCCAUACGACUAUUCCUCAGACAUGCACUACGGCUCGACGGGAUUCUCAAUUAACGGCAAGACAACCAUUACAACCAAAGACUAUCUAGCGCAAACACUCAUCGGCCAGCGAGAUGGACUUUCUCAUCGGGACAAACACUUAGCCAACAUCAUGUACAAGUGUAUUGACAAGUGGCUUGCCAAGUGUGGAGAGAGCCAAGACCCUUGCCAGAAUGGUGGGUAUUACGGGGCAGGCUGCGCGUGUGUUUGUCCAUCGGGCACCUCUGGAAGCUACUGUGAGACAGAAACUGGAAGUUACUAUGGUGCAUUACAGAGCUCCUGCAACGAAAAGGUUACUACAGAAGGCACCCUAACCUCCCCUAACCAUCCCAACAAAUAUCCUAAUGGUCCUGAAGGUCAGUGUAUCAAGUGGAUCCAGGCUCCCGAGUGCCACGUGCCCAAGCUCACCUUCUCUGCGUUUGAGCUGUAUGGCAAGAAUCCUUAUUGUAAUGGAAAUAGUUGCUGCUAUUUUGAUGCUCUGGAGAUAAGAACGGACAACUUGAACUACGGUGAAGUAUUCUGCGGCACCAGUAUUACCCCAGGCACGAGCUUUACUGGCACUGGACGAGAGAUGGUUUUGUACUUCAGAACGAAAUCCGACUACUACACAGGAUGGUCUGCUGAUCUCACCUUUGAGAAACAAGAAGGAUGCGAACCCGUUACAACCACACCUAGUACCACCACCACCACCAGCACCACCACCACCACCACCCCUACCACCACCACCCCUACCACCACCACCACCACCACCACCAGUACUACCACCACUACCAUCACAACCACCCCUACCACUACCUCUACUACCACAACACAAGGGACGUCUCCUGACUGUUUACUUGAAUACUACAAUGGAGAAUACUACUGGAGCUCACCUGACUUCGGGAUAACAGACUAUCCCAACAGCUUCACGUGUGGACUGGGUGGAAGUGCAUCACCGGGUGUUUACGGCUUGCUUCUGAAAAUGAACACCUUCGAACUGCAAGGAAGGAAGAAAAAAAAAUGUGUCGACAAUGUACAAGUGGUAAUGGUGGGCGGCACAACCAGAACGUUGUGCGGUAACAAAACAGGAAGGAAGAUCGCAUCACCAUCUUUCAAUUUCCAAUUAAGCUUCACUACAGAUGAAGCUAUUACUGCUCAGGGCUACAACAUUUCAAUAAAAUUUAUCGCUAGAAAAUGCAAUCAGGUCUUAACCCCAGCUGUGGGUGAGACGGGCAUCAUCACUGCUUCUAAGUACCAAAGAUCUUGCGAAUAUAAGAUCGUGGCUCCUGCUGGAAGUCAAGUGCGCAUUGACGAGAUUACACCGACGAUCUUAAACUCUCCAAACUGUAAAAGGGAUCAUCUUCUAAUCAACGGCAACAGUGAAAGAAUGUAUCCCAGGGAAACCAGUUCAGUAAUUUGUGGUUCGAGUCAAGUGACUUCUCCAAUUACGUCCACCACCGGAGAGAUGUACAUAGCGUACAAAGGAAGCAAGAAGAGUCAAGGCUUCACUCUUGACUACACCAUCGUCUAACAAGUCAAUGAAGCUGUUCACGAACCACUUGUCUGUUUUUGUAAGGGAUGUGCACGACUUUACCUUCAAAUAUGUUUCGCUAAUUGCACCACACCCCUAUCACGGAUAUUCUUUCUUUAUUUAUUUAUUUAUUUACUGUUUAGCCAAUGAAUGCACUUUUACCACACCUGAUCGCCUGCCAACUUAAAUAGGAUCACUUAGUGCUAACGGUGGCUUAGUCAACCUUUAAUGCCCACUGUUCUAUCAAGAAACACUGAAUAUGUUAUUUGUAGUUUUAGGGUGUGACCAUAAUCAGAUACUGAUAAAUAAAUUUAUGAUGCAGCAA